UUCACUCGCACCCACACCUAUCUUCCAAAAACCUCCCGAACCCCUCUCACAACUUCUCAUCUCUCGCCUUCUCCAUCCAACUCCUCCUCUCACACCCUCUCCGUCCAACUUCUCUCCGGCAAACCCCUCUCCGACGAACCCCUCUCUGUGAACCUCCCCUCUGAACUCCUCUCCGUCAAGACCGUGGGCAAAAUUUUCUCACCUUAUUCCUUCACCUCUUCGUCAAAUAGCAAAUGCCCUAAUCGUCCCAUUUUCUUUCUUAAACCCAGACACAUUAAAACCACCACGGGCGACGACGGCAGCAGAGAGAUGAUUCCCAUCCUCUCCUCUCUCUUCCGAUUGCAUUCUCUGGUUUAAUUUGUCUCUCUCGUUCCGCAAAUCGAUUGCCAGAUUUUUGUUUUAUCUUUUCCUUUGGGUCUUUGAUUCUGAGUUAGGGUUUCCUACUCCUGCUAAGAUUUGUUGUCUAUGGCGGCUUCCAGUGGCGUUCCGACAACCCUUGUAGGGACGGGGCCUUUCCUUCGAAGCAGCUCUUCCACCAGGUCAUUCUCCUUUCCGAGGAGUUCCGGUGCCUUUUAUCGCGUUGGCACGAGAGGACCUUGGCGGAAGCUGGCUCUCCGGAUGAGCCCGCGUUUCGAUGCCUUGGUGGAUCUCGUGGAGAAGCAAUCUGCGGGAGCUAGCGCCUCGGCGCUCGAGCAGUUCAAGAUCUCCGCCGAUCGGUUUUAGGAACUUGCAGGGUGCUCAUGGCGGCGGCCAAGCGUGGGUCCAAGGAAGCAUCAGCGAAGGCGGUGGCCAAGGGGGCGAUGAAGCCCAAGGGGGGCUUUCAUCGGAAGCUGCCUUUGUCUCCAGCGAUGAGCAAAUUCCUCGGCGUCCCAGAAAUCGCACGGGUGGAUGCCGUCAAAAAUUCUGGGAGCACAUCAAAGCAAACCAGCUCCAGGCUUCAUCAGAUGGCAAUGCUGGAUUCAUGAUUGAUAUGUUAAAGGAGUGUGGAUUAUCUCACAAAUCAAUAAUUUUUGUCUUGGAUAAGUUUGAUCUUUUUGCUCAGGUACGUGUAGUAAUUUUAGCCACUAACAGAAUUCUGUGCAAGUACUUCUUCACUUGCUUGUGUUCCCUUGUCAAUCCUCCUUUGUUGUUCCAUUUUUAUUUCAUUAUGCAAUGGCCUUUGCCUUAUUCUAAAUCUUUGAUCUUUUUGAUACAUGAGUAUGCAGGGGAAACAACGUUUACUUUAUAGUUUGCUUGAUGCAAUGCAAACAAUGACUUCAUGUCUAGUAGAAGUUCUGAUUCUUAGCGCCCCUCUUGUUAGUUCAUGGGCAUUGGAAUUACCAGAGGAUGACCUACAUGAUCUUGUACAACUUUUAUCGUAAUGCUGUUUUUGUCUUCAUCAUAUUCUGGUAUGUGUUUAUGAACAAUGUUGCAUGGAAUUAUCAAACUUUCAAUUUACCUUUCUUAUGGUUGCAUGGAAUUUACAAAUCUACUAUCUUUAAGAACGGAUGUGCAUUAUCUCACUAAUUUUCUCUUUAACAUGUUAAUCUAACCUUCCCUGCUUAUCAAUAUGGGGUUGCAUUGCUGCAACACUAUUAUGUGAGA
Zingiber officinale is the source of this 1584-nucleotide messenger RNA. RefSeq lists its product as uncharacterized. Gene Ontology annotation, cellular component: nuclear origin of replication recognition complex; nucleus. Gene Ontology annotation, biological process: DNA replication initiation; DNA replication. Lineage: Eukaryota; Viridiplantae; Streptophyta; Magnoliopsida; Zingiberales; Zingiberaceae. The transcript is spliced from 4 exons. Gene Ontology annotation, molecular function: DNA replication origin binding. The record is from RefSeq and is a predicted model, not a curated record. The coding region runs from base 635 to 1228 and encodes 197 amino acids.